CAAAGAAGAAGAGUCGCCGACGCGUGCAAAACACGCCGAGUUUAUUUUAUUUUAUUUUAAAACAAUUCAAUAAGCGAGCCAUGGAUGAUGGAGACUACGAUAACGAUGACGUUGGUGGCGACGAUUUCGAUGAUGUCGACGAGGAUGUGGACGAGGACAUUAAUCCGGAAGAGGAGGCGGACAACAUCGAGAUCAUAGCCCCCGGAGGAGCGGGAGGAGGUGGUGUGCCGAAGUCCAAGCGAAUCACCACCAAGUACAUGACGAAAUACGAGCGCGCCAGAGUUCUGGGCACCCGUGCCCUCCAGAUCGCCAUGUGCGCACCCAUCAUGGUGGAGCUGGACGGGGAAACGGAUCCGCUGCAGAUCGCCAUGAAGGAGCUCAAGCAGAAGAAGAUCCCCAUCAUCAUCCGCCGAUACCUGCCAGACCACUCCUACGAGGACUGGAGCAUCGACGAGCUGAUCAUGGUAGACAAUUAGCUAGUACAGAACGUAAAUACCCAUAACGAAAUAUACAGACUAAGAUUAAGAAAA
Drosophila elegans is the source of this 530-nucleotide messenger RNA. RefSeq names its product DNA-directed RNA polymerases I, II, and III subunit RPABC2 (gene RpII18). The coding region runs from base 81 to 476 and encodes 131 amino acids. Gene Ontology annotation, cellular component: RNA polymerase II, core complex; RNA polymerase III complex; nucleus. Gene Ontology annotation, biological process: DNA-templated transcription. Gene Ontology annotation, molecular function: DNA-directed RNA polymerase activity; DNA binding. The record is from RefSeq and is a predicted model, not a curated record. The transcript has 2 exons. NCBI's taxonomy places the organism in Eukaryota, Metazoa, Arthropoda, Insecta, Diptera, Drosophilidae.